UCCAUCCAUUAUAUAAAUUUAUUUUAUCCAAAACUACCCCUAACCUAUGGCUCUCCCUUCCACACUCAUCAUUAUUUCUUUCACAUAUCACACAAAUUCUAACCCUUGGACCUCAUACCAUACCACACCAUGAAUGACAAAGUAGACAAGCUAGUGAUCUUCCUAGCAAAGAGAGAUGGUAUUGACAAGCUUGUCAAAACAUUCCAAUAUGUAUCAAAGCUUCUUGUUUGGCACCUCGAAACAAUCAAUCCAAACGCGGCCCAUCGGGCCAAACAAUGUGAGGUGGCAUCGGGGAUGAGCCGAAAAGCGUUCAGGAGCGGACGGUUUCUCACGGGCUUCAACACCCUAAGGAGAAACCCAGGCCCGACCCCGACUUACAAGUUUCUCUCAGUCUUUGGUAACGCAGGCGAAAUGGUCUAUUUCUUUUUCGACCAUUUCACUUGGUUAUCAAGAAUAGGAGUUUUGGAUGCAAAUCUGGCUAAGAAAAUGAGCUUUAUAUCGGCUUUUGGGGAAUCGGUGGGGUAUGUAUUUUUUUGUGUUAUAGAAUUUAUGAUGAUCAAAGAAGGGAUUGAAAAAGAAAGAAGGAUUAAAAAGAGUUUGUUAUCGGAAUCAAAUGAAAAAGAAGAUGAAAUUAAGAAGAUUAAAGUUGAUAGAUUGAUGAGAUUAAUGGCCGUGGCUGCAAAUUUGGCAGAUUUGAUUAUUGGGCUAGCUGAGAUAGAGCCCAACCCAUUUUGUAAUCAUGCUAUAACACUCGGUAUUAGUGGGCUUGUCUCUGCAUGGGCCGGAUGGUACAGAAAUUGGCCAUCUUGAGUUAGGGUUAAGAGGGAAACUUACUUAUUUGCCUAUGUAUCAUGAUUCAUGCUUUUAUAUAUAAUUUUAUUUUUCAUUA
Molecule: messenger RNA, 889 nt
Organism: Helianthus annuus (common sunflower)
Lineage: Eukaryota; Viridiplantae; Streptophyta; Magnoliopsida; Asterales; Asteraceae
Product: peroxisomal membrane protein 11-4
Exons: 1
Coding region: 130-810 (226 amino acids)
Biological process (GO): regulation of peroxisome size; peroxisome fission
Cellular component (GO): peroxisomal membrane
Source: RefSeq, a predicted model, not a curated record